AAAAAAUAUUAUUUAGUCUUUGAAUACGCUGAUGGUGGAUCGCUUCGCCAUUAUUUAAAAAAUAAUUUCAAGGAUCUUAGUUGGCACGAUAAAAUUUCUUUUGCUUAUCAAUUAUCUAGUGCUGUUUCAUGUUUACACGAAGAAGGAAUUGUUCAUUGCGACUUGCAUUCAAAAAACGUUUUAAUUAAACAAAAUACAAUUAAGCUAGCCGAUUUUGGAUUAUCCAAAAGAAUUGACGCAUCAUAUGACACUACAGAACUAUAUGGCGUGCUUCCCUAUUUAGAUCCGAAGAGAUUUAAACGAAGAAAACCUGAUAAUGUAAUGCAAGAUUACAUAUUGAAUGACAAAACUGAUGUAUACAGCGUUGGGGUGUUAUUAUGGGAAAUCUCAAGCGGUAAACCACCUUUUUAUGCUGAUAAUAAA
Rhizophagus irregularis DAOM 181602=DAOM 197198 is the source of this 423-nucleotide messenger RNA. The record is from RefSeq and is a predicted model, not a curated record. Lineage: Eukaryota; Fungi; Glomeromycota; Glomeromycetes; Glomerales; Glomeraceae.